AUAACUAUGACUUUUCUAAACUUUAUAAUAACUUGGAUCAUAGCAAUACUAGUUUGAACUAUACAAAUCCACAAAAUAGCAAUUAUAGUAAUCAACAACUUUCAUUACAGUUUAACCAUUAUGACCAAAUUCAACAAUCUGAACAGAAUACAGAUUCAGAAUUUGAAGAUAUAUCGAUGUGUAGUAAAAAUGAAAUUAAUACUGAUAUUGAUUGUAGUUCAGAUAAUAAGAGCCAACCGAUUUCAACUAACAUAGAUGACUUAUCGAAGAUAUUGAUAAAACAAAAUCCAGAAAUCAUAAAUGCUCAUUUGAGCCCUUUAAAAAUUUUAUAA
This is a messenger RNA of Dentiscutata heterogama, 332 nucleotides long. The record is from the annotation of a GenBank genome assembly. NCBI's taxonomy places the organism in Eukaryota, Fungi, Glomeromycota, Glomeromycetes, Diversisporales, Gigasporaceae.